This is a messenger RNA of Phyllostomus discolor (pale spear-nosed bat), 750 nucleotides long. Its product is annotated as UPF0547 protein C16orf87. The transcript has a single exon. The coding region runs from base 34 to 498 and encodes 154 amino acids. The record is from RefSeq and is a predicted model, not a curated record. Lineage: Eukaryota; Metazoa; Chordata; Mammalia; Chiroptera; Phyllostomidae.
CCGCCGCAGCCGCGGCCGUGGCGGUGGGGGAGCAUGUCCGCGAGUCGGGCCAAGAAAGUGAAGAUGGCCACCAAGUCGUGCCCCGAGUGCGACCAACAGGUUCCUGUUGCAUGUAAAUCAUGUCCCUGUGGUUACAUAUUUAUUAGCAGAAAACUUUUAAAUGCAAAGCACCCAGAAAAAUCACCACCUUCUGCAGAAAACAAGCAUGAGGCCAAGAGGAGGCGCACAGAGAGAGUUAGGAGAGAGAAGAUACAUUCUACAGGAAAUAAGGAUUUAGAAAACAGAAAGAGGUCUCGGAGUAACAGCCAUUCAGAUCAUAUCAGACGAGGAAGAGGAAGACCUAAAAGUGCAUCUGCCAAAAAACAUGAGGAAGAAAGAGAAAAACAGGAAAAGGAAAUUGACAUCUAUGCUAACCUCUCUGAUGAAAAGGCUUUCGUGUUCUCAGUCGCCUUGGCAGAAAUAAAUAGAAAAAUUAUCAAUCAAAGACUUAUUCUUUGAUAUUUGUCUGCAGAAUGUGUUGGAACUUUCUUCAGGAUUGCGUCAGCAGCAGACGGCUGUGGACUCUGGGGAGCCUUCCGCCAGCGUCGAUGAGGGCCGUGGUGGUGGGCCGCCACCGAGCCUGGGCCGCCCCCUGGGGGCGGGGCUGUGGGCUCGGACUGUCCAGGAGCUCCUUGGUUGCCAGGGAGUCUUGUCAGUGUUUUGUGUUUGGGAUAUAAGUAAGUGUAUUUACAAAAAAGAAAAAGAAAAAAA